GUGUGUGUGUGUCUAUGUGUGUCUAUCUGACAACACCAGCGCGAGCGUAAGACAGGGUUGGAUGACUGCUAUUGUAGUUGUAAGUUUAAUAUUUUAUAACCUGAUAACAUAGGCCUGUGUGGAUUACAUAAAUGUAAUAAAUCGAGUAACACAGCAGUUGAUUUCUGGCUAAAUGGCUUCGGAAGGGAGUACAGUAUCACAUUAAUACCUAAAAGCUGCUGGAGUGGAACACGUUUCAAUCCUGUGAAGUUUGAAAUUACUAAGGGAGAAACGAGAUAAUAAAUAGCGUGACAACGUGGAGGAAAAUUUGUUUUUAUAAAAGCUUUUAAAGCCAUUCUCAACGAAAAGGACUUUUGGAAUACAUUGUAAAUUGAGAUUGAAGACCAGUUGCUCGGAUUUUGUUAUUGCACAAUUGCAUGGCAGUCAUUAAAUGAAACAAACUGAACAGCUGAAGUUGCACUUGGCACACUUCUGACUGUGUGUGUAACGUGCAUGGAUGGAUGACACAAUCUGGCAAUCUUGAAGCCUACUAAAGACAUGUUACCACGGUAUUUCCUGCAUGCCAGAACCAAACGAUUCGGGUAAAGAAAGCAGUUGAUAAACGCAGCAUAGCAGCAUAAACUCAUUUUAGACACAAAAUGCGUAACAUACAUUAAUGCAAACUUUGAACACGGAUAAGUGUUAAAACGAGAGCGGUUGUUCUCUGGAAAUAGGUAUAAAUCGUAUUUUUGUCCUCUGUUUUUUAAAAAUGAGCCACGACAUCGAAGGGAUCACAUUUUCAGUACCUUCUUUCUGGCCUUCUACAGGAGAUGGUAUCAGAGAACCUGCAUGCUCCUGUGGAGAUAGUGAGUCAAACAAUGCAAACACGGUUGCUGCAGCUGGCACGUACUGGCAAGACCCUACUGCCAGUGGCAGUCCGACUACUCUCAAUUGCCCCAAAACAAGUGGUGGCCUCUUGACAGUAGGUAAAACUAAAAACAGAGCAAUUACGGUGGCAUAUGUCAUAAAUGAGACGACCCAAAUGCAUGCUGCAGAGAAUAUGGCUCUUCAGUGUUUGAAAGAGGCAUGUGACAACGGAGGCACAACGCUGGAAAUUCUUCACUUUGGAAAACUCGACUUUGGUGAGACCAAUGUGCUAGAUCGUUUUUAUAAUGCAGAUAUUGCUGUUGUGGAAAUGACUGACGCAUUCCGCCAGCCUUCCCUUUUCUACCAUCUUGGAGUGAGGGAAAGCUUCAGCAUGGCCAAUAACAUCAUUUUAUACUGUGACACCAAUUCAGAUUCCCUUCAGUCUUUACAGGAAAUCAUUUUCCAGAAGAACACUUCAUGCACCGGAAAUUACAACUUUAUACCAUAUAUGGUAACACCACACAAUAAAGUCUACUGCUGCGAGAGCAGUUUAAUGAAGGGACUGACUGAAUUAAUGCAGCCAAGCUUUGAGAUGCUGCUUGGGCCAAUCUGUAUGCCACUGGUAGAUCGUUUUACUCAGCUGCUGAAGGUCUCACAGGCCAGCUGUUGCCAGUAUUUCCGAGAAUCUAUUCUGAAUGACAUCAGAAAAGCCCGGGAACUGUACACAGGCGUGGAGCUGGCUGCUGAACUGGCAAGGAUACGACAGCGCUUGGAUAAUGUUGAGUGUCUCUCAGCAGACAUUGUUAUUAACCUACUUCUAUCCUACCGGGAUAUUCAGGAUUAUGGUUCCAUUGUGCAGCUGGUUGAAACUUUGGAAGAACUUCCAACCGUUGAUCUUGUAUCCCAUCCUCAUGUGAAGUUUCAUUAUGGUUUUGCACUAAAUCGGAGAAAUCUGCCCGGGGACAGAGAGAAGGCGAUUGCUAUAAUGUUACCGUUGGUGCAAUCUGAUCAGCAGGUUGCAUCGGACAUGUAUUGUUUGGUUGGGAGGAUCUACAAGGAUAUGUUUUUGGAUUCUCACUUCACUGACCUGGAGAGCAGAGACAAUGGUGCUUAUUGGUACAAGAGGGGAUUUGAGUCCGAGCCAACACUACAUUCAGGGAUCAACUAUGCAGUCCUUCUCCUGGCAGCUGGGCACCACUUUGACAAAUCUUUUGAACUUCGAAAAGUUGGUGUGAAGCUCAGCAGCCUCCUUGGUAAGAAGGGGAGCCUGGAGAAGCUCCAGAGUUACUGGGAUGUGGGAUUCUUCUUGGGGGCCAGUAUCCUAGCCAACGACAAUCAGAGGGUGAUUCAGGCCUCCGAAAAACUUUUCAAACUCAAGGCACCAAUAUGGUACUUAUGCUCACUGGUGGAGACUAUACUGAUUUACCAGCAAUUUAAGGAGCAGAAUAUAGAGCAGCCCAACCCCAAGCAGGAGCUAAUGGAUUUUUGGAUGGACUUCCUUGUAGAAGCCACAAAGAAGGAACUGUCUUUAGUUCGUUUCCCUGUUUUGAUAUUAGAACCCACCAAAGUCUACCAGCCUUCUUAUCUGUCUAUCAACAAUGAAGCUGAAGAGAAGACUGUGUCCAUAUGGCACGUGGUACCGGAUGACAAGAAGGGGAUUCACGAGUGGAACUUUACAGCUGCCUCAAUCAGGGGUGUAAGUGUUUCAAAAUUCGACGAGCGAUGUUCUUUCCUGUAUGUUCUGCACAAUGCUGAAGACUUUCAAGUUUACUUUUGUACUGAGCUCCACUGUAAGAGGUUCUGUGAGAUGGUAAACUGCAUUACUGAAGAGUCUGGAAAAGGUCCAGAUGAGGGAGAGUGUGAGGGGUACGCCCUUGAGUAUGACUAUGAAUACGAUGAGAAUGGUGAGAGGGUGAUCCUUGGAAAGGGAACGUAUGGAGUCGUUUACGCAGGCAGAGACCUGAGUAACCAGGUCAGAAUUGCUAUCAAAGAGAUCCCUGAGAAGGACAGCAGAUACUCGCAGCCUCUGCAUGAAGAGAUAGCUCUGCAUAAACACCUCAAGCACAAGAAUAUUGUCCAGUAUCUGGGCUCCAUCAGUGAAAAUGGCUUCAUCAAGAUAUUCAUGGAGCAAGUCCCUGGGGGAAGCCUUUCUGCUCUCCUGCGAUCUAAAUGGGGACCCUUAAAGAAUAAUGAGCAAACAAUAGGCUUUUACACCAAGCAGAUCCUGGAAGGUUUAAAAUACCUUCAUGACAAUCAGAUAGCGCAUCGGGAUAUAAAGGGUGACAAUGUACUGAUCAAUACAUAUAGUGGAGUGCUGAAAAUUUCUGACUUUGGCACUUCAAAGAGACUUGCUGGACUCAACCCUUGUACUGAAACCUUUACAGGAACCCUCCAGUACAUGGCACCAGAAAUUAUUGACAAAGGACCGAGAGGCUACAGUAAACCCGCUGACAUAUGGUCCCUGGGAUGCACAAUUAUUGAAAUGGCAACUGGGAAGCCACCCUUUUAUGAACUCGGGGAACCUCAGGCUGCCAUGUUUAAGGUUGGGAUGUUUAAAAUCCAUCCUGAAAUCCCUGAGUCCAUGUCCCUGGAGGCCAAGGCCUUCAUCCUCCGCUGCUUCGAGCCUGACCCAGACAAGCGAGCAACAGCAGGAGACUUACUGACUGACGAGUUUCUGACCGUCACAAGCAGGAAGAGGAGGACCCAAAACAAGUUUACAGCUCUUUCAGCUGGGUCAGAGUAUCUGCGCAGUAUCUCUCUGCCAGUCCCGGUGGUAGUGGAAGACACAAGCAGCAGCAGUGAAUACGACUCGGUCUCCCCCGACACAGACUUGAAGGCCGACCCCUUCGUUUUCAAACCAAGAGUCAAAUGCUUCAGUGAGAAAGACGUCAAAGGAAGCAGAUCUUUAUUCUUGGGCAUACCUGUUGAGAACUUUGAGGACCACAGUGCACCUCCAUCCCCUGAAGAAAAGGACACUGGGUUCUUCAUGCUGAAGAAAGACAGUGAAAGGAGAUCCACACUACAUAAAAUACUGACAGAAGACCAAGACAAGGUGGUCAAGAACCUGGUGGAAGCUUUGGCACAGGGAAGUGAGGAGAUUAUACUGAAACAAGAGCACAUAUCCACACUUGUGGUGAGUCUCAGAGAGUUUGUAAGGACCACUGACCGCAAAAUCAUCGCCAACACUCUCUCCCGGCUCAAGCUGGAGUUGGACUUUGACAGUCAUGCCAUCAGCCAGCUGCAGGUGGUGCUUUUUGGCUUCCAGGACGCGGUAAAUAAAGUCUUGCGAAACCAUAACAUUAAACCCCACUGGAUGUUUGCACUGGACAAUAUCAUCCGCAAAGCUGUGCAGACCGCUAUUACCAUUCUGGUUCCAGAACUAAGGCCUCAUUUCAGCUUGGCCUCAGAGAGCGACGCGGCCGACCAGGAUGAUGCAGAGGAUGACCUGGAUCCCCAUGACGACACUCGGAAUCAGAGCGGUCAGAGGCAGAGUGCCGCCAACGACGACACAGUGCCUACCUCAGGCGUGAGCACGCUCAGCUCCACCGUCUCCCACGACGACUCGCAUACUGCUCAGAGAUCUGUGAGCAUGCAGCUGGGCAGGAUGAAACUAGAAACCAACAGGUUACUGGAGGAAUUGCUGGAGAAGGAAAAGGAGUAUCAAAGCAUCCUGCAUCAGGUUAUUGAGGAGAGGGACCAAGAGAUCAAACUACUGAGAAUUAAAUCUCAACCAAUAGACAUACCUGCCUUAUCAGCAACUCACCGUUCUUCCAGUGCACACAGAGGAGACCCUGAGCUGACUAAUUGGAUGAAGGAACACAAUGCUGACCAUGAUACUAUAGAGCGGCUUUUGGCAGAAGAUUACACACUGACUGAUAUUCUUCACUAUGUGACAAGAGAUGAUCUAAAGGGCUUAAGAUUAAGAGGAGGAAUGCUGUGCAAGUUGUGGAACGCUAUCAUGGAAUUUAGAAAGAACCCCUGGUAACAACCUUACCUGUGGAAUGUUCCUUUCGUGGAAGCAAGCCUCCAUCAAAUCUGAAAUAGUAUUCUCUUGAAGAGACUGCACUUUACUAUUCAAUAUUUAUUAGUCUAUAUCUAAGCUACCAUGCUUCUGUAAUGUAUUAUUACAUUUACUUACAAUGAAAAACAAUCCCUGUACCAUUACAAGUGUAGUCUUUUAAAAUAGUGCAAUGAUUUUAUCCUGCGGCUGAGGUUCUUUUUCUUGCCUUUUAGAUAUGAUUGUUGUUUUCAGUUUUUAAAUUUUAAGAAAACUGAAACUAACACCUUGGGUUUCAAAUACUGUAAAUCCAUUUAUAUUUUGAAGAAAAUAAAAACUAGACAUAAUGCAUUUUUAGUGCUGAAGUAAAAAAGCAAAACUGUUCUAUUGUGUAAUAAACAGUAAAUUGUCCAACUUAGCCAUAUUAGUUGUUUAGUAAAUAAAUAACCUGAAACUAGCUCAAAUGAAUGCCAUGCUAAUAAAAAGAAGCUUACAGUGCAUUGACUUGGUAACAAACUCGCUGAUGAAUGCACUGUCUAGGACCACAACUGUCACAAUUUCUUUUUUUCUAUAUAUUUUUAUGACACUGAUAUAUAUAUUUUCAGUGCUAGAGGUAUGCUUCCCCGAAUUUAUUCCCUUGUACUAUUUAUUUAUGGUACGUAGUGGAAAGUGGUAUUUCUAGAAGUUUUUAAUAUAUAGUAGGACACAUACAUUUGUGCAAUGUUUGACCUAAAAAUGGAAGACCAUACCAAGAAAAUAGUUUUUCUAUAAGACUUCACUGCAAAAUCUGUAGUUCUACCUACGCCCCUUUGGUAGUUUUCCUUUCAAAUUAUCAAUAAUUGUAUAAUAAUGUCAUAAACUUACAAUCUAAAGUUACAUGUUUACAAUUUCUAUCACAUGUUACAAAAUGUUAGUUUAUGGAACAUUUGUGUGCACAUUUUGUGUUUUUGUGUAUGGCAGUGUGCAUUUUAAUGUAAUUUGAUUUGUUCUUGUCUAAUUUGGGACUGAAGUUUGUGCAGAAACAGCAUUGGGAACAUGCAGGCAGCACGUUUCACACAGUAUGAGAGAAAGAAGACUGAAAUGCAAUAAUGGAACCAAGAACAUUGUUGCUUACAGCAGUGACUUAUUUUUAAUGGGGAAAUAUUGAGUGUCAUAACUCUCUCUAUGUAGAGAUAGAGAAGAAAUGCCACUUAAAUGAUUCAUUAAAUGAAUUAUUAAUAAAUUCACAUAAAUUAAUAUUAAAUGUUAAAAAAAUAAUUUCAGUACACAUUGACUAAUGCAUGAUCUGUUUCAUAAAAUUAUAUCUAAUCUAAACUAAUAUAUGUAUUGCUAAAACAUAUUGUUAAUUUUUACUGAGUUAUACAGCUUUGAUAUUGUUGUAACGUGUUUGAAACACAAACAUUUAAAGCCAAAUCCAGGUUACUUUGCUUCGAUUUAUGACUGCAUCAUUGCUCAGAGCACAAGGGUUACAUGUGUGUAAAAAAUGUUACUAUUCCUAAUGCCAAGUAGCUGCAAACUUCAAUGUAAAAUAAAGAUGUAAUUUUAAGAAUAAAGAAAAAAAAAAUCACUGGGCCCAACUCAAGUGUGUUGAUAAAUAAAUGCAUUGAUUUUUUUUUUUUAUUUCAGAUUCCUUUGUGGAAUAAUAAGCAAAAUGCAAUCUCAACAAACUUUUUUUUCUGCCAAAGAGUUUCCUUUCAUUCUAGCUUACAAGAUAUAUUUAGAAUGCAUUUUUCCACACAAAUAUUUUUUUAGUAAGGCACAACGUGUAUUAUAUUAUAUAAUGCAUGCAUUGUUCAAAUUACUGAAUAUCACUUGCCUCUCCUGCUUAUCUGGUUAAAUACCUUCAAUUUAGUGCCUGGAUCAUGGUUACUUCUUUGGGUGAGGUUUCUGCUAAUAGUUCAGGAUCACAUGGGGAGAAGGAAGCCACUCUGGGGAGGAACUAAUCUGAUGAGGCCAGCAUGAUGGACCAACCGUAAGAAAGCCACGCUAUCCAUCCUAACUGAAGACUGCUUGCAAAUAAAGUGGAGGUUAGGGAGAUGAGUUUCCUUGGUGUUUAAAUAAUUUAGGGAGAAAGGGUCGAUAGGAGAAGCAAACAUCCAUGAUCCCUGAACUAAAUCUUAGCCUAGGUUUUUAAAUAAAUACAUUAUCUGAACAACCAAAAAAAAAAAGUAUUGUUUGCAAAGUCAUUAUAGAGACCAUUUUAUGAAAAAUAUAUAUAUAUUCAUGAC
This is a messenger RNA of Acipenser ruthenus (sterlet), 7071 nucleotides long. Its product is annotated as mitogen-activated protein kinase kinase kinase 5-like. Lineage: Eukaryota; Metazoa; Chordata; Actinopteri; Acipenseriformes; Acipenseridae. The coding region runs from base 749 to 4831 and encodes 1360 amino acids. Gene Ontology annotation, molecular function: ATP binding; MAP kinase kinase kinase activity. The record is from RefSeq and is a predicted model, not a curated record. The transcript is spliced from 30 exons. Gene Ontology annotation, biological process: MAPK cascade; cellular response to stress; protein phosphorylation.